GGUUCCCCCACGUGUUUCCGGUUGUGCUGUAGUUGUCGGUCCCCCCGUGUGUUUCCGGGUGCAGGGUUGUCUUUCUCCCCGGCUGUGGAGAAGUUGGGAUUUGUCAUGGUGAGACUGCUGAGAUUGUGCUCCAUAGUAUCCCUGCCACAUCGAGUGAACUGUAAAUUUCACCAUCAUGACGUGGCCAAAGGAAAACGCUUGCUGCUUUCUCGGUUAUAUCAACCCAGAAAUCUUUGGGAAGAAAGUCCUUCUAGCCUGGAAUCAAAAUCCGGCGAACGUACCAGUAGGAGCCACAAGUUGAUGAUCAAAGCGGGUCUUAUCCAGCCGUCCAGCCCUGGCUGUUUCCACUUCCUUCCAUUCACUGUUCGCUCCAUGGAGAAGCUUGUUCGUUUGAUAGAUAAAGAGAUGCAUGACAUUGGUGGACAGAAGAUUGACCUGACCAAUCUGAGCCCAGCAGCUCUUUGGAAACAGAGUGGGCGCUGGGAACUAAUGGGAAAAGAACUGUUUCGUUUGGAAGACAGACACAACCAGGAUUACUGCUUAGGACCCACUCAUGAAGAAGCUGUAACUCAACUUGUCUCCACUGAGGGAGGCAUUACUUACAAGCAACUUCCUUUGCUAUUGUAUCAAAUAACAAAAAAGUUUAGAGAUGAACCCAGGCCCUGCUUUGGUUUGCUGCGUGGUCGAGAAUUCUAUAUGAAGGACAUGUAUACAUUUGAUGCUUCUGAGGAAGGGGCUUACCAAACCUACAACGAGGUAUGCAAUGCUUACUCCAACAUCUUCAAUGCCUUGGGUCUGAAAUUUGUGAAGGUACAAGCUGAUACAGGAAAUAUUGGUGGAAAGAUGUCACACGAGUUUCAACUGCCAGCAAACAUUGGCGAGGAUAGACUUCUGGUCUGUGGUGGCUGUGGAUUUGCAGCCAACAUAGAGACCCUCAAUGCGGAUGACAGAGACUGUCCAUCGUGCGGUGGAGAACUAACAGAAACCAAAGGCAUUGAAAUAGGUCACACAUUUUAUUUGGGAACUAAGUACUCCAAUACCUUUAAUACUACUUGUGAUUCUCAACCAAAACCUCUUUUAGCAGAGAUGGGGUGCUAUGGGAUUGGCGUUACAAGACUUCUAGCUGCUUCUAUUGAGGUUCUAUCUACUGAGGAUGAGAUCCACUGGCCUGGUCUUAUUGCACCCUAUCAGGUCUGCCUGAUUCCUCCCAAAAAGGGAAGCAAGGAAGCAGAUGCUGUAACUGUGGCUGAGACCCUUUAUGAUGAUAUACAUUCGCUUUAUCAUCUUCGAGAUGAGAUUGUUUUAGAUGAUCGGAACCAAAUGACCAUUGGAAAAAGGGUAAAAGAGGCUGAAAUGAUGGGCUAUCCAUUUGUUAUUGUGGUUGGCAAGAAAGCUUUAGGCAGCCAACCACUCUUUGAAGUCAGGAGACAAAACACAGGUGAAGUGCAGUAUCUCCCUAGAGAAGGUGUAAUGGAUUGUUUGAAGAAUGUGAGGGUAAUAUAGACUGUGGACAUUGGCGAUGGCGAACAGUUGGCACUUAAGAUGGUCGUGAGCUACCUUUCACAAUGCUGGACUGGCCUUUGGGAAAUUGUACUUCACAAACAUCUUCAGUUUCAAAGUUAGCUAUCAAUUGGGAUUGAUAUAAAUAUCUGUAAAUACCAAAUAUUUAUGUGUUAAAAUUAAAUCACAGCAAACCAGUCUUAUGUAUCAAACUCACAUUUUAAUAAAACUCUUC
Messenger RNA from Pelobates fuscus (common spadefoot toad), 1735 nucleotides. RefSeq names its product prolyl-tRNA synthetase 2, mitochondrial (gene PARS2). Gene Ontology annotation, biological process: prolyl-tRNA aminoacylation. Bases 106 to 1503 code for a protein of 465 amino acids. The transcript is spliced from 2 exons. Lineage: Eukaryota; Metazoa; Chordata; Amphibia; Anura; Pelobatidae. Gene Ontology annotation, cellular component: mitochondrion; cytoplasm. The record is from RefSeq and is a predicted model, not a curated record. Gene Ontology annotation, molecular function: proline-tRNA ligase activity; ATP binding.